AAGAAAUCCUUAUACGGACGCCCACUCCGUCGCUACGCCGUCUAGGGUUUCGUCUUUGCCUCCUUCGUCCGCUUCGAAUCGCCCAUCUUGCCUUGCCCAAGCUCUGGAGCCAUGUAUGAUAAUCUGGGCAAUCAGGCUGGGAUGCAGAGGCCUCCAGUAAAUCCUCAACCAAACCCAUUUGGCAAUGCAUUCUAUGGAGCUGGGUCUGGACUUAUCCGAGGUGGCCUGGGGGCAUAUGGAGAAAAAUUCUUGGGCUCAAGCUCUGAAUUUAUGCAAAGCAAUAUUAGCAAAUAUUUCUCCAAUCCUCAGUAUUAUUUUCAAGUGAAUGACCAGUAUGUGAGGAAUAAGUUGAAAGUGGUCCUAUUUCCAUUCCUGCACAGGGGUCACUGGACCAGGAUAACUGAGCCAGUUGGAGGUAGGCUUUCAUAUAAACCUCCAAUUUAUGAUAUCAAUGCCCCAGAUCUAUACAUCCCUUUCAUGGCCUUUGGUACCUAUAUUAUUCUUGCGGGCUUCUCGUUUGGUCUUAUGGGAAAGUUCAGUCCAGAAGCUUUGAGUUUACAGUUCACGAGGGGAUUGGCUGGGUGGUUUAUGCAGGUUGCCCUCCUGAAAGGUUUGUUAUAUUCAUUAGGUGGUGGGGAGGCGCCGCUUCUUGAUAUUGUGGCGUAUGGUGGGUAUGCUUUCACAGGAUUGUCCUUGGCUAUCCUGGCAAGGAUAUUUUGGAGUUACUCGUAUUAUUUUCUGAUGCCAUGGGUGAGCAUGUGCAUGGGGGUAUUUUUGGUGAAGACCAUGAAGAGGGUUAUCUUCACAGAGAUUAGGAGCUAUGAGAAGCACUCGAGCAGGCAACACUAUCUACUUCUUUUCAUGGCGAUUGCUCAGUUCCCGUUGUUCUUCUGGCUUGGGAAUUUUGGAAUGUGACAUGUUUGUACUGACCUCUUCGUUCAGAUGAUCUGUAAUAAUAAUUCCCUCUCUUUUUCUCUCUCUCGGGCGUGCAUGUCCUGCUAGAUUAUGUGGGUAAUCAUAGUGUACAGUGCCAAGUAGAUGUUGCUAAUGAAAGAUCAGGCUAUGAAUAGCUUGUCUUCUGACCUUUGGAUUAUGCUGUGUGUUGUAUUCUCUAAUAUGUAACUUGUUUUGUAGUUUGUCCAUUGCCUUAAUAGCAUUUUCAAAUUUGGGAAAA
Messenger RNA from Elaeis guineensis (African oil palm), 1174 nucleotides. RefSeq lists its product as uncharacterized. Gene Ontology annotation, biological process: endoplasmic reticulum to Golgi vesicle-mediated transport. Gene Ontology annotation, cellular component: endoplasmic reticulum membrane; COPII-coated ER to Golgi transport vesicle; Golgi membrane. The record is from RefSeq and is a predicted model, not a curated record. Lineage: Eukaryota; Viridiplantae; Streptophyta; Magnoliopsida; Arecales; Arecaceae.